GCCCCCGCCGUCUUCCCCUACUUCUCCCCCAUCAGAUCUUCCCCAUAUCUCUGUGCUGCAUCACUCGCCGCAAUCCACUCCCAAUCCAAAACCCGAAAGCUCUCCGCUCCGCCUCCCUGUUCGCUCGUCCGCCUUUUGACUCUAUCUCCUAGCUAGCUGCUGUUGCGGAGCAACCCACAAUUCCAAGAAAAGCAAACUGGUCAAGAAAGAGUGGAAGAAAGGAGGAUGGUGAUGAUGAUGGCGAUAAGUCACCCCAUGAUUCGCCCCAUCAUUCCGUCGCCUCCGAGGCCUGCGCGCUGCUAAAAGGGCCUCGCCGUCUGUCGUCGUCGUCGUCGUCGUCGUCGUGUGCGUGGGCGGGGACUCAGUCGCUGCGCCGCCACAAUGCCGCAGUACCAGGAGCUGCCCUGCGGCGGGCAGGUGCUCGACAUCGACACGGCGCUCAAGGAUGGCAUCCUCGGGGGCGCGCUGGAGCCCGUGGAUGCGGCGGCGGGCGACGCCGGGAAGCAGCCUCUGGAGCUGCGCAAGAUGAUGGACGAGCUGGACGCGGCCGGGGACGGCGGCGGCGACGAGGCGGUGCCGGCGGUCUUCAUCUGCCCGAUCUCGCUCGAGCCCAUGGUGGAUCCGGUGACGCUCUGCACGGGGCAGACCUACGAGCGGGCCAACAUCUCGCGGUGGCUCGCCCUGGGCCACCGGACCUGCCCAACCACGAUGCAGGAACUCUGGGACGACGCGCUCACCCCCAACGCCACUCUCCGACAGCUCAUCGCCGCCUGGUUCUCCCGCCGGUACACGCGGUUCAAGAAGCGCUCCGCGGACUUCCACGGCCGCGCCGCUGACCUCGUCCACAGCCUCCGGGGCACGGCGGUGCCCAGGCGGCAGCCCCUCAAGGGCCAGGCCCGCGUCGCGGCGCUGCGGGAGCUGCGCACCCUCGCCACCACCCACCAAUCCGUCACCAAGGCCAUCGCCGAGGCCGGCGGCGUGGCCCUGUUGACAUCGUUGCUCGGCCCCUUCACGUCCCACGCCGUGGGGACCGAGGCGGUCGCCAUUCUUGUCAGCGGGGUGCCGCUUGACGUUGACGCCAAGGCCGCGCUCAUGCAGCCGGCGAAGGUGUCGCUCGUGGUCGACAUGCUCAACGAGGGCGCGGCGGAAACCAAGAUCAACUGUGUCCGCCUCAUCCGCAUCCUCAUGGAUGAGAGGGGUUUCCGGCCGGAGACGGUGGCGAGCCUGAGCCUCUUGGUUGGUGUCAUGCGCCUCAUCCGGGACAAGCGGCAUCCUGAUGGUGUGGUGGCUGGGCUCGAGCUGCUGAAUUCGAUCUGUGCGGUGCACAGGCCAGCGAGAAGCAUGAUUGUUAGCAUUGGUGCGGUGCCGCAGCUGGUGGAAUUGUUGCCGGAGCUAGCAACGGAGUGUGUCGAGCCAGCCUUGGACAUCUUAGAUGCCCUGUCUGCGGUUCCAGAGGGGAGGGUGGCGCUUAAGGAUUGUCCACGGACGAUACCCAAUGCUGUCCGCUUGCUGAUGAGAGUUUCGGAGGCAUGCACGCGACGGGCGCUGUCGAUGCUGUGGACGGUGUGUCGGAUGGCUCCUGAAGAGUGUGCUCCUGCUGCCGUGGAGGCGGGGUUGGCCGCGAAGCUGCUUCUUGUCAUCCAAAGUGGUUGUGCACCGGAGCUGAAGCAGAAAGCAUCUGAGCUGCUCAAGCUGUGCCGCCUCAACUACACUGACACCCUCUUCAUCUCCAAGUGCAAACUCACAAGGACAAUUCAGUGAGGAGAUGCAAAUGAUGCUGCUCUGAUGUCAUUUGAUUCGAUGAUGCGUGGUUUGUCGAUUGACCUUGCUGAGUUCAGAGUUCCAAGGAAAUGGAAUUGCCAAAUUGACGAAUGGUAAUGAGCAUGUAUAGAUAAACUUGCAGAUUUCGCUCUUUCAUCUCAUCUGAAGAGAUUAGGAUGGUUGAGCAGAUGGUGAGGCUGGUGAUUACCAUAACAAUUUGUGGGAAGACAAGAAGCAAUGCAGCAUAGUUACUGGCAAGUUAGAUGGCAAGCAGGCGGGUGUACAUGCAAAUUGAUGUGAAUUUGAUCAGCUCAAUAAACACCUGAGGCUGGGUGGUAAGUACAGCCAGUUUUGCCAUUAGGAGUAGCUAGCAUUAAGCAAAACCAGCAAAUCUAGAUUUUUGGCAAUGUGGGUAUGUCAGGGCUGUAGAUGUUGUUCCCGUCCUUGUAAUUACACAGUACUGUUGCUUCUACACUGGAAUAUACAUUGCCAUUGCUUGGGGAAUUUUUUUUGAA
Molecule: messenger RNA, 2276 nt
Organism: Sorghum bicolor (sorghum)
Lineage: Eukaryota; Viridiplantae; Streptophyta; Magnoliopsida; Poales; Poaceae
Product: U-box domain-containing protein 75
Exons: 1
Coding region: 382-1761 (459 amino acids)
Biological process (GO): protein ubiquitination
Molecular function (GO): ubiquitin protein ligase activity
Source: RefSeq, a predicted model, not a curated record